Molecule: messenger RNA, 3790 nt
Organism: Zea mays
Lineage: Eukaryota; Viridiplantae; Streptophyta; Magnoliopsida; Poales; Poaceae
Product: leucine-rich repeat receptor-like protein kinase PEPR2
Exons: 2
Coding region: 433-3699 (1088 amino acids)
Biological process (GO): protein phosphorylation
Molecular function (GO): ATP binding; protein kinase activity; protein binding
Source: RefSeq, a predicted model, not a curated record
GCAUCUGUGCUCGGAAUGUUUAGCCGCCCGAAAGCUCAACCACCACCAGGCACCGUACCAGCAACUUGGUAUCGGAUAGCCUGCCUGAUCAUCAGAAAGUUCAGAAACUACAUGCCAGGUUUAAUGAUUUUCCCCAGAUGCCGCAGCCUGCAGAGCAGCAGAUGCACGGAAAAUUUAGACCCGACAUUGGGGUUUUUUAAUUUUAGAUUUAUAUACAUUUUGUGUUUGUAUUACGCGCGCCAUGGCGAUCGCUCUCAGAGGUUGGAUUGGAGCUACAUAUAUAUACUUUCAUGGUUCACCAUGGCCAUCCGCGCCCAUCUUUCUGCUGCCGUUCCUCCCUUUUCAGAGGUCAGAGCGCGCGCCGGCAGCAGACGGCCUCCGCCGCCUCCUCCGCCGCCGUCGCCGCCUCAAGGCAGCAGCUAGCUCCCACCAAUGUCGUGCGCCGCCGCGCUGUCGCUCCUCGUCGCGCUCGCCGCCUCCGUCGCGCCGGCGGCGGCGUCGCAGGGAGCCGGCAACGGCGACGGCGACGCGGCCGUCCUGCGUGCGUUCCUCGUCUCCCUGCCGCCAUCCUCCCAGCGCAUCCUCCUCCCGUCGUGGAACGCCACCAACAGCAGCAGCAGCACCGGGUCGAGCCACUGCGCGUUCCGCGGCGUGGAGUGCACCGCCGCGGGCGCGGUCGCGGCGGUGAACCUGUCCGGGCUGGCGCUGUCCGGCGCGCUCGCGGCGUCCGCGCCGGGGCUCUGCGCGCUGCCGGCGCUCGCGGCGCUCGACCUGAGCCUGAACAGCUUCACGGGCGCCGUCCCCGCGGCGCUCGCCGCGUGCUCCGCGCUCGCCACGCUCGACCUCAGCAACAACUCGCUCUCGGGCGCCGUCCCGCGCGAGCUCGCCGCGCUCCCGGCGCUCACCGACCUCAGGCUCAGCGGGAACGGCCUCACCGGGCCGGUCCCGGAGUUCCCGGCGCGCUGCGGGCUGCGGUACCUCAGCCUCUACGGCAACCGGAUCAGCGGCGCGCUGCCCCGCAGCCUCGGCAACUGCGUCAACCUCACCGUCCUGUUCCUGUCCUCCAACCGGAUCGGGGGCGCCCUGCCCGACGUCUUCGGCUCCCUGCCCAUGCUGCAGAAGCUGUACCUCGACAGCAACCUGUUCGCCGGGGCGCUGCCGGAGAGCGUCGGCGAGCUCGGGAGCCUGGAGAGGUUUGUGGCCUCGACGAACUGCUUCAACGGCUCCAUCCCUGCGUCCAUCGGGAGAUGCGGGUCUCUCACGACGCUGCUCCUGCACAACAACCAGUUCACGGGGCCAAUUCCGGCGAGCAUCGGCAACCUCAGCAGACUGCAGUGGCUCACUAUCAAGGACACGUUCGUCACCGGCGCGAUCCCGCCGGAGAUCGGGAGGUGCCAGGAGCUGGUCAUCCUUGACCUGCAGAACAACAACCUGACAGGGACGAUACCGCCGGAGCUCGCCGAGCUCAAGAAGCUGCGGUCCCUGUCCCUGUACCGCAACAUGCUGCACGGACCAGUGCCUGCGGCGCUGUGGCAGAUGCCGGAGCUGGAGAAGCUGGCGCUCUACAACAACAGCCUGAGCGGAGAGAUCCCUGAGGAGAUAAACCACAUGAGGAACCUGAGAGAGCUGCUCCUGGCGUUCAACAACUUCACCGGCGAGCUCCCGCAAGGCCUGGGGUCGAACACGACGCAUGGACUUGUUUGGGUCGACGUCAUGGGGAACCACUUCCACGGCGCGAUCCCACCUGGUCUCUGCACCGGAGGUCAGCUCGCCAUUCUCGACCUUGCGCUGAACAGAUUCAGCGGGGGCAUUCCGAGUGAGAUCAUCAAGUGCCAGUCUCUGUGGAGGGCCCGUCUUGCGAACAACCUGUUCAGCGGGAGCUUCCCUUCAGAUCUGGGGAUAAACACCGGGUGGUCGUACGUGGAACUGGGCGGCAACCGGUUUGACGGCAGGAUACCAAGCGUGCUCGGUUCAUGGCGGAACCUCACGGUGCUUGAUCUAUCCAGGAACAGCUUCUCCGGUCCCAUACCACCCGAGCUCGGCGCUCUCGCCCAUCUUGGCGACCUGAACCUGUCGUCGAACAAGCUGUCCGGGCGAAUACCACACGAGCUGGGAAACUGCAGGGGACUCGUCCGUUUGGAUCUUGAGAACAACCUUCUCAACGGAAGCAUACCUGCAGAGAUCGUAUCGCUCGGUAGCCUGCAGCAUCUGGUGCUCGGUGGGAACAAGCUCAGCGGGGAGAUCCCGGACGCCUUCACCUCAACGCAGGGCCUCCUAGAGCUGCAGCUCGGCGGCAACUCCCUGGAGGGAGCUGUGCCAUGGAGCCUAGGCAAGCUCCAGUUCAUCUCCCAGAUCAUAAACAUGAGCAGCAACAUGCUGAGCGGCACGAUCCCAAGCAGCCUCGGCAACCUUCGCAUGCUGGAAAUGCUUGACCUGUCAGAGAACUCCCUGUCUGGCCCGAUCCCAUCACAGCUGAGCAACAUGGUCUCGCUCUCCGCGGCGAACGUGUCGUUCAAUCGGCUCUCCGGUCCGCUCCCCGUCGGCUGGGCCAACAAGCUCCCAGCCGACGGGUUUCUGGGAAACCCUCAGCUCUGCGUACGGCCUGAAGACGCAGCUUGCUCCAAGAACCAGUACAGGAGUCGCACAAGAAGGAACACGCGGAUCAUCGUGGCGCUGCUGCUGUCGUCUCUGGCCGUCAUGGCUUCCGGGCUGUGCGCUGUUCGCUACGCGGUGAAGACGUCGCGGCGGCGCCUGCUGGCGAAGCGCGUCUCGGUGCGCGGGCUGGACGCGACGACGACGGAGGAGCUGCCGGAGGACCUGAGCUACGACGACAUCAUCCGCGCCACCGACAACUGGAGCGAGAAGUACGUGAUCGGGAGGGGCCGCCACGGCACGGUGUACCGGACGGAGCUCGCCCCGGGGAGGCGGUGGGCGGUGAAGACGGUGGACCUGUCGCGGGUCAAGUUCCCCAUCGAGAUGAAGAUCCUCAACAUGGUGAGGCACCGGAACAUCGUCAAGAUGGAGGGGUACUGCAUCCGCGGCAACUUCGGCGUGAUCCUCUCCGAGUACAUGCCCCGAGGCACACUGUUCGAGCUGCUGCACGGGCGGAAGCCUCAGGUGGUGGCUCUCGACUGGAAGGCCCGCCACCAGAUCGCCCUCGGCGCGGCGCAGGGCCUGUCGUACCUGCACCAUGACUGCGUGCCGAUGGUGGUUCAUCGGGAUGUCAAGUCGAGCAACAUUCUCAUGGACGCGGAUCUGGUGCCCAAGAUCGCGGACUUCGGUAUGGGGAAGAUCGUAGGCGACGAGGACGCAGAUGCCACGGUGUCCGUUGUGGUCGGCACCCUUGGCUACAUCGCUCCAGAGCAUGGAUACAACACGAGGCUGACGGAGAAGAGCGACGUCUACAGCUACGGCGUGGUGCUGCUGGAGCUCCUGUGCAGGAGGAUGCCCGUCGACCCUGCUUUCGGAGACGGCGUUGACAUUGUGGCCUGGAUGAGGCUGAACCUGAAGCACGCUGACUGCUGCAGCGUGAUGACAUUUCUGGACGAGGAGAUCAUGUACUGGCCUGAAGACGAGAAGGCAAAGGCGCUGGACGUACUGGACAUGGCGAUUUCCUGCACCCAGGUGGCCUUCGAGUCGAGGCCUUCCAUGAGGGAGGUGGUGGGCGCCUUGAUGAGGAUAGAUGAUCAGUAUAUAUAACACUUCCACUCAUGAAUAUAUACAUGGUAAAAUGGAGACCUCAAUUGUGAAAUCUUGUUGCAGAUUAAUUAAGGUGUUCUGGUUGUUAUCA